AUGAAAUCCAAUACAUCACCUUUAGUGGAACUCUCAGACUAUUUGAUGGACGGGUACAACAAAGGCGUGCGACCUAAGAAGAAUUGGCGAGACACAACCACAGUAUUUAUAGAGGUAGCCAUAAAUGCAAUUCUUGAGUUGGAGGAGAAAAACCAAAUUGUGAAAAGUUACAUCUUGUAUAACCAGUCAUGGGUAGAUGAUUUUCUUCAGUGGGAUCCUAUCCAGUUUGACAACAUCACACAUAUCUACCUUCCGACAGAUUCAAUAUGGACACCAGAUAUCAUGAUUGAAGAAGUUGUGGGCACCGCAGAAUCUACAGAUAUCCCUUAUACCUAUGUGAAUAGUAAAGGCAUGGUAUUCAAGAGCAAUCCCAUGCACAUAACCACUUCCUGCAGUAUGCACAUCUACUACUUCCCUUUUGAUUUUCUGAACUGUUCCCUCUCCUUCAGAAGCUGGCUUCAUUCAACUCAAGAUAUAAACAUUACUUUUUUGAGACCACCAAAGGACAUGAUACGUCUCCCAUCCGAAAAUGAAGGAGAAUGGAAUCUUGUAAGCGUGGUUCCCGGCUACCACUUACUGACUGAUCAUAACUUCCACUUUGGACAAAUAAAAUACCAUGUAAGUCUCAGGAGAAGACCUCUCUUCUACAUUGUGAAUCUGAUUCUCCCCAGCAUUCUCCUCAUGAUAAUGGAUAUUAUUGGGUUCUAUAUACCACCAGAAAGUGGAGAGAGGAUAUCGUACAAGAUCACUCUCCUUCUGGGUUACUCUGUUUUCCUCCUCAUUGUAUCUGAUACAUUACCUGCAGCCGGAGCUCCGUUAAUAGGUGUGUACUUUGCACUGUGCAUGAUUAUGCUCCUGAUAAGCCUAACAGAAAGCAUUCUCAUAGUCCGAUCAUUUCAUCAGAAGAAUCUCAGACCUGAGGUUCCCAAGUGGUUAAAAACAUUACUCCUGGAGAAGAUAACAUUUUUUAUCUCCAUAAAGGACCAACAUCAAUCUGAUGCAUCUAAUUCUGGAACUUGUUUUCAAAAUGAAAAUGUCAGCAGUGAGACACCCCCUAACUACAGUAGUGAGAAGGAAAGUGAAUGCUAUGUGCCGGCACAACUGAAGAUGGUGUAUGCAAAACACUUGGAAGUUCUAAAUCAUAUUGCGGAGGAGAUUUCUCGUAUCCGAGUUCACCUGAAAACCGUUUAUGAGCAGAAUAUCCAAAAAGACUGGCAACGUGUAGCUUAUGUUUUGGACACAUUGCUAUUUCGCGUUUAUCUUGCUAUUCUAAUCACGACGUUGAAAUAA
This is a messenger RNA of Hyla sarda, 1290 nucleotides long. Its product is annotated as 5-hydroxytryptamine receptor 3A-like. NCBI's taxonomy places the organism in Eukaryota, Metazoa, Chordata, Amphibia, Anura, Hylidae. Gene Ontology annotation, molecular function: neurotransmitter receptor activity; transmembrane signaling receptor activity; extracellular ligand-gated monoatomic ion channel activity. Gene Ontology annotation, biological process: regulation of membrane potential; signal transduction; nervous system process. The transcript has 9 exons. The coding region runs from base 1 to 1290 and encodes 429 amino acids. Gene Ontology annotation, cellular component: synapse; neuron projection; membrane. The record is from RefSeq and is a predicted model, not a curated record.